This is a messenger RNA of Camellia sinensis, 3019 nucleotides long. It is a transcript of the gene HAM2, whose product is annotated as GRAS family transcription factor. The record is from RefSeq and is a predicted model, not a curated record. NCBI's taxonomy places the organism in Eukaryota, Viridiplantae, Streptophyta, Magnoliopsida, Ericales, Theaceae.
AAAGAUAGAGAGAGAGAGAGAGAGAGAGAGAGGACGGGAAGAGGAGAGAGAAGAUGGGGGGGCACUUUACUACUUUUUUAUGUUGCACGCAUCCAUGGCAGAAAACAGAACAGAAGACAAGAGUAUUACUACUACAAGCACAAGAGGAGGAGGAGAAGAGAAGAACAAGAGAACCACAACCAAACCACUUCCAAGAAGAAGAAGAAGAAGAAGAAGAAGAAAUAUUUUAUAUACUAGCAAAGAAAGAGAUACAUAUAUAUACACACAUGUAUAUGUAUAUGUAUAUGCAGAAGAAGAGAAAGAGAAAUUUCAUGUGGGUGGUGGUGAAGUGGGUUUCUUGAAUUUCUUGCAUUCAACAAGUGUUUUUGGGUCAUAAUAAACUAUUUCUCUUUUGUCUGUUUUUGUUUUCUGUGUUUUCAAAACUAGGGGUAAAGAGAGAGAGAUUGAAAGUAUUGUGUGGAUCUCUGUUUCAUGAAGGGAUGCCCUUACCCUUUGAUUUUCAGGGGAAGGGGUUAUUAGAUUCUUCUUCUUCUUCAUAUUCUUGUUCUUCAUUGCCUCCAUUUUCAAAUCCAUUGUUGAAAUACAAAGAAAGUUGCUUUCUUGGUAGUGAGCCUACCUCUGUCCUGGAUACCAUCGGAAGCCCAAGCCCUCCUACUUCAACCUCAACCCUGUCUUCUUCUUUGGGCGGCGGCGGUGGUGGCGGCGGUGUGGCGGCGGUUUCAGGAAACUCAUCUCACAAAUGGCCUCCAAACUCGAAUGUUGGAGUUGAAUCAGCCUCACUGGAGAUAACCACCACCGCCGGCGCCGCCGUGACGGCGGAGAAAUGUGGGCUUGGGAUGGAGGAUUGGGAGAGCUUGUUGUCCGAGUCUGCGGCGGCGUCACCGAGUCAAGAGCAAUCUGUUAUCCGGUGGAUCAUGGGUGAUGUGGAUGACCCUUCAAUGGGUCUAAACAAGUUGUUGCAGAGCGGCGGCGGCGGUGCUCAGCCGCCGGAGUUUGAAUUCCAUGGCGGUUUUGGGGUUGUAGAUCAAGGUUUUGGGUUAGACAUGGUUUCAAGUGUUGGGAAUUUUAUGGGCUCUAUUAACCCCUCUUUACCCACGUCAGGGUUUUCUCAGGAAAAACUCUCUCUCCCCCCAAACACACCAAUUCUCACAAAUUGCAAGCUUCCAAACCCUCAAAACCCUAAUCUUUUCUCCCCCGGUCUCUUCAACCCACCACAGCAAUGUCAACAACAGCAGCCACCACUUGAAUGCUCAGAUGUGAAGCCUCAGAUUUUCAAUCCACCAUUGCUAAUCAAUCACCACCAAGCUCACCAUACCCAAAACCCAUCUUUUUUCUUGCCAUUUCCACACACCCACCAAGAGCACCACCUCAUGCCGCCGCAGAAAAGGCACAACCCUGGUGGCGGCGGCCUCGAACAGAUCUCAAAGGGUCCGUUUUCGGAUUCAAUGCUUCAUCAACAACCUCAAGGACUCUCUCACCAGCUUCAAUUGCUUCCAAAUUAUCUUCAACAGAGACCAACAAUGUCAAUGAAGCCGAAAUUCGAAGCAGCCGAUGAAAUGGGUCAACAACAACAGGGCAUAAUCGACCAGCUAUUCAAGGCCGCAGAGCUGGUUCAGACCGGUAAUUCGGUUCUCGCGCAAUCGAUAUUGGCGCGGCUCAAUCACCAGCUCUCUGCAAUUGGUAAGCCUUUUCACAGAGCUGCUUUUCUCUGUAAAGAGGCUCUGCAAUUGCUCAUCACCAAUCCCUCGGCGGCCAAUUCGCCAUUUAAUCUAAUCUUUAAGAUUGCUGCUUACAAAUCUUUCUCAGAAAUCUCACCACUUUUGCAAUUUGCAAAUUUUACUUGUAACCAAGCACUCCUUGAAGCUUUAGAUGGGUUUGAUCGAAUUCAUAUCGUAGAUUUCGAUAUUGGUUAUGGUGGGCAAUGGGCUUCUCUGAUGCAAGAGCUUGCCUUGAGAAGCACCGGAGCUCCAUCGUUGAAAAUCACUGCAUUUGCAUCUCCCUCAACCCAUGACCAGCUCGAGCUCGGGCUCACUAGAGAGAAUUUGAAUCACUUUGCUAGUGAAAUUAACAUGGCGUUUGAAUUCGAUAUUUUAAGCCUUGAUUCAUUGCACUCUGCUUCUUCAUGGUCUCUGCCAAUUCAUGUCUCUGAAAAUGAAGCAAUUGCAGUGAAUCUCCCAAUAGGUUCAUUUUCUAAUUACCAAUUGUCCCUCCCUUUGAUUGUUCGCUUUGUGAAGCAAUUAUCCCCCAAAAUUGUUGUCUCUGUGGAUAGAGGAUGUGAUCGAACCGACCUCCCAUUCCCAAACCAUGUAAUUCAUGCCCUGCAAUCAUACUCAAACCUGCUUGAAUCUCUUGAUGCUGUGAAUGUGAACCUAGAUGCCAUGCAAAAGAUUGAGAGGUUCUUGCUCCAACCGGGUAUUGAAAAAAUUGUAAUGGGUCGAUACCGUUCCCCUGAGAAGACACUGCAUUGGAGGACCCUUUUUUUGUCAUCUGGGUUCUCCCCAUUAACGUUCAGUAACUUCACGGAAUCACAGGCUGAGUGUGUGGUGAAGAGGACUCCGGUUAGGGGAUUCCAUGUCGAGAAGAGGCAGUCUUCUCUCCUUCUGUGCUGGCAGCAAAAGGAGCUCAUCUCAGCGUCAGCAUGGAGGUGCUGAGGAGUGGAGGUGUCUUGGAUCACGAAAUUCAUCCCUGUGGUCGAGAAGUUGCCUCAUAAGUUAUGACUUACUGCUUUAGUAUCUGAUAUUUUUGAAUCUUCUUGCCUGUGAUUUCACUCUGCUAAUUGUCAUUGUGGUUUUAGGCAGAUUGUUUAGGAAAAAAAUAAAAAAAAGAAAAAAAGAAAAAAAAGAAAAGAAAAAGAACCAGACAUUUUAUUAUCUGGAUGAUUUAGUAUAGUUCUCUUUCUUUCAUCUGUUAUAUUCAAUGUGGCUAUUACUAUUAUGGUGUUUUCAUGCUGUUGUGGAAGGAACAAGGCAAGACCGGUAAUGGAAGAAAAAAAUUGAAGAAUUUAACCCUUUAAUUGAUA